This is a messenger RNA of Eruca vesicaria subsp. sativa (arugula), 1632 nucleotides long. Lineage: Eukaryota; Viridiplantae; Streptophyta; Magnoliopsida; Brassicales; Brassicaceae. The record is from the annotation of a GenBank genome assembly.
AUGGAGUUUGCUAAAUCAAACAUUGAUGGCUACCAAAAUGUCAUCGUUAUGCGUCACGGCGAUCGAAUGGACCGUUUUGAGCCACUUUGGGCUUCGACCGCUGAAAGACCGUGGGAUCCUCCACUCAUUCAUAACGGUAUGGUUCGUGCCUUUCAAACCGGUCAAAGAAUCAGUUCUCAGGCUGUGUUUCCGAUUCACCGUGUCUUUGUCUCUCCUUUCCUUCGCUGCAUCCAAACUGCUGUUGAAGUUAUCACCGCUCUCUCCGCCGUCCCUUCCAUUGAUAACUCUAAGCUCAAGGUAGCAAUAGAAUUUGGAUUGUGCGAGAUACUGAACUCAUUGGCUAUUAAGAGUGACGUUGCCCCCAAAGAUGGGAAGUUUGAUUUCAAUAUUUCAGAUCUUGAAGCUAUGUUUCCUGAGGGAACAGUGGACAAUAAUGCCGAUAUGGUUUAUAAAGAGUUGCCACAAUGGGGAGAAUCUGCGGAAGGUUUCAAGGAACGAUAUGUAAAUACAUUGAAAGUUCUUGCAGAGAAGUAUCCUUCUGAGAACUUGCUCUUAAUCACUCAUCGGGGAGGAGUAAGUACUAUACUCUACAAGUACUUAAAAGACGCAACUAAGCGCUUCGUAGAUUAUUGUGGUUGUGUUGACUUGAGAAGACAGGAUGUGUUUGGUGAAUCUGUGGACUUCAAGGUGGUCACUAGUCAUGGAGUAUCAAUCAAGGACCACAAUGUCCCAAUACAUGACCGUAUAAGAAGACAAUCUCCGAAUUUCAGAGCAACAAUGACGUCAUCUGCUAAUGCGAAUACUAACAAUGGCUACCAAAACAUCUUGAUGCUGCGUCACGGUGAUCGCAUUGACAAGGUCAACCCACUCUGGCUCGAUACAGCUUCGAGACCUUGGGACCCUCCUCUCGUUCAGGACGGUUUGGUUCGUGCGUUUCAAACUGGUCAACGGAUCCGAUCUGAGAUCCAGUUUCCGAUCCAUAGGGUGUUUGUCUCUCCUUUCAUCCGCUGCGUUCAGACCGCUUCAGAAGUUAUCUCAGCUCUCGCAGCCGUCGAUGUAAACCCUAACGCUACGUCUUCUAAAGACGUUAUUUCCAUCGAUAAAUCUAAGCUCAAGGUAUCUAUCGAGUUUGGUUUGAGUGAGAUGUUGAAUAGUAUGGCUAUUAAGCCUGAGGUUGCUCCAAAAGAUGGGAAGUUCGAUUUCAUGGUUUCAGAUCUUGAAGCUAUAUUUCCUGAGGGAAUGGUGGAUCAUAAUGUGGAGCCUGUUUAUAAAGAGAUGCCACAAUGGGGAGAGACUGUGGAAGGAUGCACAGAACGGUUUCUUAGUUUGGUGAAGACUCUUGCUGAUAAGUACCCUUCAGAGAACUUGCUCUUAGUCACUCACGGGGAAGGAGUAAGGACUACAUUUGCAACCUUCAAAGACGUAGAUGUGUACGAAGUAGAAUAUUGUGCUUGUGCUGAACUGAGACGACAGGUCUUGAGUCAAGAAGGGCCUACUAAAGCUGGAGACUUUGAAGUGAUUACAAGUCUUGGUCAAGCUGGAAUCAAGUACCAUUCCUUGACCACCACAGAAAAACCUUGUGUGAAGUGGUUUUGAGUCUUGGUCAAGCUGGAAUCAGGUUUAGUCAUGAUC